UUGACCGGAACAAAUGCAAAUAAAUUCGCGAUACUAUUGUCCAAGCAUUAACAUAUUUUUGGCAAACUCUCUCAAUGUCAUAUCUCACCUUUGACUUUUGCAUUUCGCAAAUCGCGAAUCGUAUAAAAGUCUACGCCCAAAUGCAGUGGAGCAUCAGACAGUCCCCAACUAUCUAACAAACACCACCCAGCUCCAACAUGAAGUUCCUCAUCGUUUUCGUCGCCCUCUUCGCCCUGGCCGUGGCCCGCCCCAACGAUGUCCAGGUCGUGAGGCUGGAUUCCGAUGUGCUGCCCGACAAGUGGAGCUACACCCUGGAGACCAGCGAUGGCACCAGCAUCGACCAGCAGGGACUCGUUAAGGACGUUGGCACUGAGCACGAGGCCGCCGUUGUCCACGGAUCCUACACCUGGGUGGAUGAGAAGACCGGCGAGAAGUUCACCGUGACCUACGUGGCCGAUGAGAACGGAUUCCAGCCCCAGGGCGCCCAUCUGCCCGUGGCCCCCCUUGCCUAAAUUAUU
Drosophila subpulchrella is the source of this 518-nucleotide messenger RNA. Its product is annotated as larval cuticle protein 65Ab1-like. The transcript has a single exon. Gene Ontology annotation, molecular function: structural constituent of chitin-based larval cuticle. The record is from RefSeq and is a predicted model, not a curated record. NCBI's taxonomy places the organism in Eukaryota, Metazoa, Arthropoda, Insecta, Diptera, Drosophilidae. Gene Ontology annotation, cellular component: chitin-based extracellular matrix. The coding region runs from base 198 to 512 and encodes 104 amino acids.